This is a messenger RNA of Bombus impatiens (common eastern bumble bee), 1938 nucleotides long. RefSeq names its product alpha-glucosidase (gene Hbg3). The record is from RefSeq and is a predicted model, not a curated record. The transcript is spliced from 9 exons. Lineage: Eukaryota; Metazoa; Arthropoda; Insecta; Hymenoptera; Apidae. Bases 125 to 1852 code for a protein of 575 amino acids. Gene Ontology annotation, biological process: carbohydrate metabolic process.
GAAGUGGUAUAAAAGGGAAGCUAUCCUGCACUACAUCACAGUCGAUCGUUAUAACGCUGGCGAAAUAUUCCAGGCGGACAUAAUCGAUCGUGUCUUAAUUACUGUGAGUACCUCGAAAUAGGACAUGAGGGCGCUAAUAGUAUUCUGCCUAACGGUAUUGCCGUUGGUCGCUUCAUACUCAUGGAAACCGACCGCACAAUAUUUGAGCAACAAUUUGGUAGGCGCAUCGGUCUAUCAGAUCUAUCCCAGAAGUUUCAAGGACAGUGAUGGAGAUGGCGUUGGUGAUCUUAGAGGUGUCAUACAGAAGUUGGAUCAUCUGGUCGAUGCGAACGUUGACAUAAUUUGGUUAUCGCCCAUUUUUAGCAGCCCUAUGGUAGAUUUCGGUUACGAUAUCUCAGAUUUCCGGAACAUCUACCCCACAUUUGGUACUAUAAAGGAUUUGGAAGACCUGAUCCGAGAAGCGCACAAAGUGGGUAUAAAGGUCUUACUGGAUUUCGUCCCGAACCACACGUCGGAUCAGCACGAAUGGUUCCAGAAGAGCUUGAAGGGAAUUAAACCUUACAGUGAUUAUUAUAUCUGGCAUCCAGGAAAAGUAUUGGAAAAUGGCACCCGUGUCCCACCAUCCAAUUGGGUGAGCGUUUUCGGUGGUUCAAUGUGGGAAUGGCGAGAUGAACGUAAGGCGUAUUAUCUGCAUCAAUUCUCAAAGGAACAACCUGAUCUGGACUUCUUUAAUCCACAAGUGGUACAGGAGAUGCAUGAAAUUUUGAGAUACUGGUUAAGGAAAGGCAUUGAUGGCUUCAGAAUAGAUGCCUUGCCAUUUAUUGCCGAGGACAUGAACUUCCCAGAUGAACCUUUGUCAGGUAAAACCAACGAUUCUACUAACCCUGACUACACCGAUAGGACAUAUACCAUGCAUCUGCAAAAAAGUUACGAUUUGAUCCCUGGAUGGAGAAACGUCUUGAAUGAAUUUAAACAACCAAAAUACAUGUUCACCGAGGCAUACGCAAACAUCUCGAUGACGAUGAAGUAUUAUAAAUAUGGAGCAGACUUCCCCUUCAAUUUUGGCCUGUUUCAAAACGUCCAGCCGACAGCGAACGCAACAACCUUAAAAUCUGUGGUUGAUACUUGGAUGAUGAACAUGCCGAGAAAUAGCAUUGCUAACUGGGUGAUCGGAAACCACGAUCAAAGAAGAAUAGUGUCGAAAGUAGGAGAACCACGAGCUCGUGCCCUUACCGUAAUGACGCUUCUAUUACCUGGCGCAAGUGUGACGUAUAACGGUGACGAAAUCGGUAUGUCGGACACUUGGAUCUCUUGGGAACAGACACAGGACCCGCAGGGUUGCAUGGCUGGUUUAUUAAACUACAAUACUGCGUCUAGGGAUCCCGCGAGGACACCGUUCCAAUGGGAUGACUCCGUUUCUGCCGGAUUCUCCACGAACUCCAAUACUUGGCUGAGAGUCAACGAUAAUUACAAGACUGUCAAUCUGGCUGCCGAAAAGAAGGACAAGGACUCGUUCUAUACCCUCUACAAGAAAGUCUCAACGCUGAGGAAGUCGCCGUUCCUUAAAAAGGCCGACUUAACUACGAAGCUGUUGAGUGAAAACGUUUUUGCGUUUGCCAGGGAAACCAUGUUAGAUGGAUCUGUCUACACCAUAAUAAACUACUCGGAUAAGGACGACGUAGUGGAUCUGUCAGUAUUCGAGAAAGCACCGAAGAAAUUGGAUGUAUUUUACGCUACUGCUAACUCUACUAUGCUUUCUAAGUACGAGGUCACGGACAUCAAGAAAGUAAAGGUUCCUGCCACGGCAGUGAUAAUCCUUACUGCCCCAGGUAUCAAAAUUGGAUACAUAUAAAUCUACAACAGAUUCCUACGGUUUCUAAGUUCGAAUACAAACAUGUACCUCUAAAUAAUUGAAAAAUAUAGUUUUUUUCUUGCAAA